Molecule: messenger RNA, 1000 nt
Organism: Pyricularia grisea
Lineage: Eukaryota; Fungi; Ascomycota; Sordariomycetes; Magnaporthales; Pyriculariaceae
Exons: 5
Coding region: 129-548 (139 amino acids)
Biological process (GO): translation
Cellular component (GO): ribosome; cytosolic large ribosomal subunit
Molecular function (GO): large ribosomal subunit rRNA binding; structural constituent of ribosome
Source: RefSeq, a predicted model, not a curated record
CGCACACGGAACGCCCUGUGGUGUAGACGAUUUUUGCUAGAUCUUUUGACGACAGCAUCACAUCCCACCCCAUCACGACAAGCUUGCACGACCAAAUUUCCCACCCAGUCACCCUUUAAACAGAUAAAAUGGCCAAGCUUUCGCGUGGUGCCCCCGGUGGCAAGCUCAAGAUGACUCUGGGUCUCCCAGUUGGUGCCAUCAUGAACUGCGCCGACAACUCGGGUGCCAGGAACCUUUACAUCAUCUCCGUCAAGGGUAUCGGUGCCAGGCUCAACAGGCUGCCGGCUGGUGGUGUUGGCGACAUGGUCAUGGCCACCGUCAAGAAGGGCAAGCCUGAGCUGAGGAAGAAGGUCCACCCCGCCGUCAUCGUCCGCCAGUCCAAGCCGUGGAAGCGCACCGACGGUGUCUUCCUGUACUUCGAGGACAACGCUGGUGUCAUCGUCAACCCCAAGGGUGAGAUGAAGGGCUCCGCCAUCACCGGCCCCGUGGGCAAGGAGGCCGCUGAGCUGUGGCCCCGUAUUGCCAGCAACUCCGGUGUCGUCAUGUAAAUGGGCUUGUUUAUCGAAAAGGGAAUAUAGAAGGGACUACCACAGCAGAUUCAGGGAGGUGUGCGAGGUUGCGUGGAUUGGUUUACGCGCCAGGGGAUAUUCCCUGGGCUUCGCGAAUUAGAAAAGCGAAGGCUUUCAUAAGGAAAAGCCGAACCCAGGGUCCGGCAUCGACCAUUUCUACCCUGCGCCACGGUUCUUUUUUUGGCAGGGCUUUGCAUUUCGGUUGGACGGCGGCGUGUUACGGAAAACUCAUACCAUUGCCAAUGAUUUCAAGGACGAUCAAGACCAAUAAGGCGUUUUUAUUUUUGUUUUGAAACCAUUUUCCGGUCUGCUGAACUCUUCUGCUUUCAAAACGCUGCUGUGAUGCUUGGGGUGUCUCGGUUGAUAUUGUUCGAUUUCUCUACGCUCUUUUCAGCGCACUAACAACAUAAUCUGACAGCAGUGCGAUCAUG